UCCUCCUUCCACUCCAAGUCCUGGUCGGCUCCGACAGCGCGAUUCCUUCCUCCUGGCGCUGCAUAUAGAUCCGUAUAUAGAUCCGUGGACAGAGCAAACGUCGAUCGUCUGUCCUUACGGGCUACUGGCGCUGCAGUGGCGGCUCUCAUGGCGCAGGGCGACGAUCACCGGAAAAUCAUUGCCCCGAAUGGAUCGGUUGCUUCAGCGAAUAAAAGAAAAGGUUCGCCCUGUCAGCAAGAUGGCGAUCCUUAUUUUCUAAAAAAAAACGGUGAUGGUGAUUCUCAAGCUGGCGGAACAACAAUGGGAUGCUCACUCCCGUACCUUCCAGAGGAUAUCUGGCAUCAUGUCCAUUCUCUAAUGCCACUGCGUGAUGCUGCUCGUGCUGCUUGCCUGUCGCAUGCCUUUCUACGAUCCUGGAGGUGUUAUCCCAACCUCACCUUCAAUGAGGAUGCACUUAGGCCUGAAGGAUGUAGGUACAGUGGUCGUUUCAAAGACGCAGUUGACUGUAUUAUGAGAAAUCACUCAGGCAUUGGUGUGAAGAUAUUGGAGCUCCGACCAUUUUGUAUCGCUUAUGACAAUCUUAAAAGGUGGCUUCGGGUUGCUGUUAAACCAGGGAUUGAAGAACUCAACCUUACGAUUUGGCAUCCAUUAAAAGAGAACUGCAAGUUUCCCAGAUCGCUUUUAUCUGAUGGGGUUAGGAACUCACUUCGGUGUCUUAAACUUGGUCGUUGUACCUUCCAACCCACAGCUGAACUCGGCCCCUUUCUAAACCUAACAAGUCUACGUCUUACACAUGUGCGUAUUACGGAGGAUGAGUUACAGGGUCUUCUUUCGAAUUCUCUUGCUUUAGAGAAGUUGGAACUGAUUGGGUGCAAGGGAAUAAUUUGCCUGAGGAUACCUUGUGAGCUUCAGCACUUCAGCUGCCUGAGGACUUCUGGAUGCAUGAGUCUGAAAUUGAUAGAGUGCAAAGCUCCAAAUCUCUCCACUUUAGUCUUUUGCGGAAAACCAAAACUAUUGCUUGGAGAAGCUUUGCAAAUGAAGACAUUACGCAUAUCACGUUCAGGUGUUAUCUGUUAUGCUCGUACUGAGCUGCCAUCCAUUAUGCCAAAUCUCGAUACUCUUUACUUAUGUUCCAGUGACGAGGUGGUCGAUACACCAAUGCUGCCUACCAGAUUCCUCUGCCUCAAGCACCUGACCAUUUAUCUGAUAUCAGGACCCUCGCCUUAUGACUAUUUUUCUCUGGUUUCUUUCCUUGAAGCAUCUCCUUCCUUGGAGACUUUGAGCUUGGAUGUGUUGAAGAAACCUAUGGAUAAUGAAACAGUUUUUGGACAAUUCCCACAUUUGAGGCAGAUGACUGAAGAUCGGCAUUGCCACCUCAAGAAUGUGAAGAUCACAGGGUUCAGCUCUGCAAAAGGCUUGGUUGAGCUAACCUGUUAUAUCCUCAAGAACGCAGUGUCACUCGAGUUUCUUACAUUGGACACCAAUUGUGGUUCUACUAGCAGGUGUUCUGACAAUGGAAUUGGGCGGUGCCCCUCCAAGGGCAACGGUCUAAGGGAAGCUUGUAGAGUGCUUCGGGCUAUUAGAACAUACAUUGAGAAUAAAGUUCCUGAAAGAGUUAAGUUUACUGUUGUGGAUCCUUGUAGCCGAUGCCAUAAGUAGUCAUAAUCACUUGCAUCAUGUAUGAUAUUCCUAAUUUAAUUUAAUGUACCAUGAUGUGUUUCUUGAUCAAGCUAUUGCAGUUGAGCAA
This is a messenger RNA of Triticum aestivum (bread wheat), 1747 nucleotides long. RefSeq names its product F-box/FBD/LRR-repeat protein At1g13570-like. The coding region runs from base 148 to 1659 and encodes 503 amino acids. The transcript has 5 exons. Gene Ontology annotation, molecular function: protein binding. The record is from RefSeq and is a predicted model, not a curated record. Lineage: Eukaryota; Viridiplantae; Streptophyta; Magnoliopsida; Poales; Poaceae.